AUGGCGACUAACAUCACAUACCACGCCGCUGCGCUGACGCGCUCCGAGCGCUCCUCCCUCCGCAACCAACAAGGCCUCACAAUCUGGCUUACCGGCCUCUCAGCGUCAGGCAAAUCCACCAUCGCAGUCGAACUCGAGCACCAACUGCUCCGCUCGCGCGGCGUCCACGCCUACCGACUAGACGGCGACAACAUCCGCUUCGGCCUCAACAAGGACCUUGGAUUCAGCGAGAAAGACCGCAACGAAAACAUCCGACGCAUCGCCGAAGUCGCAAAGCUGUUUGCUGACAGUGCCUCUAUCGCCGUGACCUCGUUCAUCUCCCCCUACCGUGCUGACAGGGAUACCGCCCGCAAGUUGCAUGAAGUGCCUACGCCUGGCGAAGAGACUGGCUUGCCCUUCAUCGAGGUCUAUGUGGACGUCCCCGUUGAGGUUGCCGAGCAGAGAGAUCCAAAGGGUUUGUAUAAGAAGGCUAGGGAGGGUGUGAUCAAAGAAUUCACCGGUAUUAGUGCGCCUUACGAGGCCCCCAUCAACCCAGAGGUUCAUAUUAAGAAUAAUGAAGUGUCUGUUGAGGAGGCUGUUGCUCAGAUCAUUGCAUACCUUGACACGAAGGGAUACCUGCCGCCAAAGAUUGGUAAUUAA
Talaromyces atroroseus is the source of this 639-nucleotide messenger RNA. RefSeq names its product Adenylyl-sulfate kinase. The record is from RefSeq and is a predicted model, not a curated record. The transcript has 2 exons. Bases 1 to 639 code for a protein of 212 amino acids. Gene Ontology annotation, molecular function: adenylylsulfate kinase activity; ATP binding. Gene Ontology annotation, biological process: sulfate assimilation. NCBI's taxonomy places the organism in Eukaryota, Fungi, Ascomycota, Eurotiomycetes, Eurotiales, Trichocomaceae.